UACCUAUAUUAUACGUCGUCUAUAAUAUAUAUAUAUAUUGAAAAUUACUCGAGCGACAUCUGGUCUCACAAAAAAUAAUAAAAAAACAAAAUGACUGUUGGUGGAAAAAUAUUAAUAACGUCAAAACGUUCAGCAUGUGAAUUUGAUAUUUUGAGAAAACCAACUAAAGGAUGUUAUUGCGUUAAUAAUAAUCAAAAUAAAUUAAAAUUAAAGUCAAUUAGCACAACUGUCGAUAACCAUCUUUGGCCAUGUGAUUAUUGCAAAAGUAAUUUUAAUGUGAAAUUAAGUGAUUUUGCGAUUACUGAUGAUGCAAAAAUUAAUCCACCAUCACCAGCAGAAUCAACAUUUACUCGUGAUUUAUCUAAAAAAGUUUAUGAAAUAUCAAAUUACAUUCCAAGAUCAGAAUUUCUUCGCAAUGUUAAAAAUAAAUUGUCUAAAAACUAUAAUUACACUGGAAAAUCAAAGUCCCAAAUGUUUUUAUCAACUGAUAGACAGAAAUCAUUCAAAAAAUCACAUACUGAAGAUAAUUAUUUUACUGAUGAAUCCGCAAAUUUUCAAAUAUUUGAUCCAAAAACUAUUAACUCAGCGGAAAACAAUAGUUCUACUCCAAAAAUAAAAACUAUCUUUACAUCUGCAAUACCAUCAUACAGAAAGACAUCAAUGGAUAGACUGAAAUCAAAGAAGACGAUUCGCUCAUUAUCUAAAUUGAAUUCUCGACAACAAGAUAAACGAUCAAUCUCUAAAACAUCUUUAUUAGAUAGUAAUAAUAAAACACCGAGAGUUAUUGUACAAAAUAAUUGCGAUUAUGAGAGUUGUUUUAUAAAUACAAGAGGUAGAAAUUUAAAUAGCCGUAAACAAACAUGUUGCAAAUGCGGUGGAAAACAAUCAUCACUACUGUCUAUUAAUAAUAAAAAUGAUCCGGUGGAAAAGGAAACGUUCAAACUGGAUAAAUUUCGUAAAAUAAAUUAUUUUGACACUCAUGGUUCUAGUCAUACUCUGCUAUCAAUAGAGUCACCAGCAGAAUUAGUUGAUCAGUACAAACUCAAUGAUCGACUUUUUCUUGAACCAGUUGAUAAAAUAAAUCCUCAUGAUCUAGUGGUAUCAUUGCCAAUUACUAAAAAUAAAAAUAUUCAGCAAAUAGCUCACUAUUUUCCUCGCAAUAUUAUUGUAGAUCAAUAUUGUAAAGAUAAUAAAAAAAAACAUACCCAUAAAAAGAGCCCACUCACAGAAGUAAAUUCUCAUCUCGAAUUAAAUAAUUUAAUUUCCAUCAAUAAAAAACCACCACUAUCUCUUAUUACUAAUAAUAAUAGUCUUGCAUUAAGAUUUCAAAAAAAAAAAAUUUUAUAG
This is a messenger RNA of Microplitis demolitor, 1347 nucleotides long. RefSeq lists its product as uncharacterized. The record is from RefSeq and is a predicted model, not a curated record. Bases 91 to 1347 code for a protein of 418 amino acids. The transcript has 2 exons. NCBI's taxonomy places the organism in Eukaryota, Metazoa, Arthropoda, Insecta, Hymenoptera, Braconidae.